AUGGCAGGAGAUAUCGCUCAAGCUGUAAUCGCACAAGUGGCCGAGGCUGCGGAAGGGGUAGCAUUCUUCAGCAGAUCCUCAGAAAUAUUCCCCCAGAGAUUAGCAGAGGAAGAACAAAGACGACAGAAGAAGGCUCUCAAGCUUGAGCGUAAGAGAUCGUCGGCCAGUCUAGAGAAGGAACCAAGUCCUCAAGAAGAGAAGAGGAGGCGCAUCUCCAAAGAUCGCGACCUGUAUAGUUCGGACGAAGACGCCGGGGCUUCAUCGGCGCGAAGGGAAGCUACAACCUCUACACCCGGUAGUGGUAGUCGUAAAUCACGUUCGGCUUCGGCGCAAAAGAACCAAGCUUCUCCCACUUCACUUGCGGUGCGCUACAGCAGAGAUCUACGGGCAGCGAAAAAGGAAGAACCUGUGGUGAAGCCAGAGACAAAGGGCUACAUAUCUCUAAGUGAGAGCGAUGAUGAGGACGUAAAGCCGAUCGAUGCCCGCAAUAAGCCCAUUAUUCUGGAUGACGACGAUAUCUACUCAGUACCACAAAAACCGACACUAUCCGUCGACCUUGACCCAGAAUUGUCGGAUGAAGAAUUCCCAGAACUUCUGCAACAAGCACGGGAGCGAGAAAGGUUAAAGGUUCUAGCACGCGAAAAAGAGUCGAAAUUUUUCGAGGAACAGAACCAUACAUCGAAUGAACUAGACGAUGAUAUCUUCCAGGCGGAGAGUUCGAAGGCAGUCGUGGAUCCAAUAAUCGAGAUUCUCGUCUCCUCUCAGAUUGAUGGUACGAGACCACUAUUGGUGAAGCGGAAGGUGUCUCAACGAUUAAGAGAACUAAGGCUGGCUUGGUGUGACUACCAGACGAAUGAUGGGCAAAAAAUGGCGUCGGAAAUUCAAGACUCCAUAUUUCUGACCUGGAAAGGAAAGCGGCUCUACGACGUUACGAAUUGCAAAUCCCUGAACCUCAAUAUCGAUAGUUCAGGCAAAAUAUCCUCCCAAGGCGAGGGUGUGGAUAACGGACGUGUGCAUCUCGAGGCUUGGACCGAAGACAUCUUCAAGGCUUAUCAAAAGAAGCAAGCUGCCAAACUACAAAGGGAGCAAGACGGCCUCGGCGAGGACGAGGAAGAAGUUAUUGAAGAACAAGUUGUGGUCAAAAGGAUGCGGCUGAUCCUAAAAUCACGGGAGCUGGGAGAAACCAAGAUGACGGUCAAACCUACGACUCUUAUUCAAAAGCUUAUCAAUGCAUUCCGUCAAGAUAAAGAAGUGGCAGAAGACCAGGAGGUUUCUCUGCAAGUCGAUGGAGAGAAGCUAGAUCCCGAGGAGAAGAUAGAGGAUACGGAAUUGGAGAACAUGGAUGUAGUGGAAGUACAUAUCCGUUGA
Lachnellula hyalina is the source of this 1368-nucleotide messenger RNA. RefSeq lists its product as uncharacterized. The record is from RefSeq and is a predicted model, not a curated record. Gene Ontology annotation, molecular function: protein binding. NCBI's taxonomy places the organism in Eukaryota, Fungi, Ascomycota, Leotiomycetes, Helotiales, Lachnaceae. The transcript is spliced from 3 exons. The coding region runs from base 1 to 1368 and encodes 455 amino acids.